ACACAACUCCCUGCUCCACUCCCUGCUCACGCCUCCUGCCAUUGACUAUCAUGGACAUUAUGAUCAUUCUCUAUCAGUCCUUGCACUGAUUCUGGGUUCCUAUUGGCCCAAACGUCCCAUUGCUGCCUAUGAAAUGGAAAUAUGAUUGACAGCUGCCGGGGGGAUCGACGAAUGGGAUUUAAGGAAUUGCUCAGGGAACGAGGGGGCGCUAGAGCUGUUUGUUAUUGACAAUCCAUGAUAGAAACAUACAAAGUAUGAAUGGAGGAAAGAACGGAUCGGUCCAUCUGGUCUAGGGAGGGUCCUACGAGGCUUGUGGAACAGACCAACCAAUAAACCCAAAAGUGCUACAAUUCUCUUGUGAAGCUCAGAAUCUGCCCAGCAUGUCCCGUCGGCGUUUAGAGGAGGCCAUCCUGAAGUCCAAGGUGUUGGGAAGCUGUGGGGAGAGUGUGGAUGAGGGGUCAGAAGAUGAGGUGGUGGAAACCUACUCGGAUCUGUUCGUGAGACAUCACAUUCCUCUGGCCAAGGACACCCAUGGAAUUUAUAGCCUGAGAUUCUCCCCCAAUGGAAAGCAACUGGCUGCAGGGUUUGGGAAUGGAGCCAUCCAGACAAUAAAUGUGGAAAGUGGCCGUGCUGAGCUGACACUCUAUUCCGGGCAGCGCUCCGGACAAGCAGUGACAGCUCUGAGUUAUCAUCCCAAGAGUCAGAACCUGCUGGUGGCGGCCGGAGCGGAUGGAAUAAUUUCCGUGUAUGAUAUUCAGUCUCAACUAAACGUCUUCUCACUCACUGAACAAGGAAAUGAAAUUAAUACAAUGGAUUUCUCAAUGGACGGGAGUUUAUAUGGCACAGCCGGGAAGGACAGAAACAUCCGCUUGUACGACAGUCACACCAACCAGGUUCUAGACACAGUGGAAGCUCUGGACUCGCUGAAUGAUGAUGACGUUUCUCUCACAAGAGCUCACACUCGUCGGAUCUUCGCGCUGAGGUUUCACCCUGAGGAACAUCACACGUUUGUGACGGGCGGGUGGGACAAUUCUGUGAAGGUCUGGGACAAGCGCAUAACGAAGGAAGCCAGGAGCGUAAUCCACGGCCCCCAUAUCUGUGGCCCCGGAAUUGAUAUCAAGGAGGGCAGGAUAGUGACGGGCUCGUGGGUGGCACAAAACGCGUUGCAGCUCUGGGACCUCCGUUCCUCUGGACUCUUACAAGAUAUUCCCUUCCCGGCCUCCAAUCUCCAGGGGCAGUUCCUUUAUGCAGUCAGGUUUGCCAGUGACGGGCUAGUGGUGGCCGGGGGCAGUGGCUCCUCCAGCGCUUGUGCCAUUAACUUCAUGACUAAAGAGGUACUCGGGGAGGUUUGUCUGAGGAAUAAAGCGGUGCAUUCAUUGGACGUGUCCCCCGGGGGCCACACUGUGGCUGUGGCUGGAGCCGGAGGAAAUCUGCACAUCGCUCAGUUCUGUUAAUAUUCUCACAUUUACCCCAAAACCCGUCUCUGCUCAAAAUCUCAAAUCUUUUACCCUGAAUGAUUUUUAAUGAAUCCCCAGAUUCAUGUGCAAGAGGGGCAGGUCUCUGGGGCAAUAAGGGCAGCCGAGCUCUUCUACCUUAUAAAUAAAAAAGUGAUGGGAAUCCUAUG
This is a messenger RNA of Xenopus laevis (African clawed frog), 1624 nucleotides long. RefSeq lists its product as uncharacterized. The coding region runs from base 381 to 1454 and encodes 357 amino acids. The record is from RefSeq and is a predicted model, not a curated record. The transcript is spliced from 8 exons. NCBI's taxonomy places the organism in Eukaryota, Metazoa, Chordata, Amphibia, Anura, Pipidae.